Messenger RNA from Pseudo-nitzschia multistriata, 4824 nucleotides. The record is from the annotation of a GenBank genome assembly. NCBI's taxonomy places the organism in Eukaryota, Bacillariophyta, Bacillariophyceae, Bacillariales, Bacillariaceae.
AGGCGUACUUCGUCGUUUCUCUUUUCCCCUGCUAGUGUUUGGUUCUUGCUCGCAACCGAAACGACCGCUGGGCCACCAAAAUAAGCAAUCAUACACGGGGGCAUGGCGUUCAUGACCAUGAAGACCUCACGAAAAUGGAUCCGGAUAGUGUGCCURCUCGUGAACGUCUCCAUUAUGGCCCUCCUCUUUUUCCCGAUAUCCUUCGGCACGCCGUCGCCCGAAACGGAAACGACGACCCAAGACAUCUUAAACACGUUUUUAAGUGCGGGAGCGAAGAACAGGAACAACAGAAGAAACAACCCAUUCGAAUCGAUGUGGAACACCAUCAAAGACAUUGUCGGGGGCACAACGAGUGGUGUGAAAUCGCCAUCAACGGACGGUCUCUCGCACUCGCACUCGCACUCGCAGCACACUUCGAUCGACGAUCUGACGAAUCGGCGUGGCUUUCUAAUGGAGAAAACCCUGGAAGAACACUAUGCGUCUCAGUUUUCCGAUUAUUGGCCGGAACUGAAGAAAUACAUGAACCGAGCCCAGCAACAAGAGACAGCAAUAGCCUCAUCGACCCCCCCGAAGUCAACUUCAACGGCGGUUAGUGCUGAGUCCGAAUCGAAGACGGGCAACCUUCGGUGGAGGCAACCCGACAAACACACUGGAGAUACCUCGUGUUGUUGCUUUUCAGAGAGUGUCGAUUCCCAUUGGUCGUUCCAGUGGUGUCCAGAAGCGCUAACUAUUUACCAGGGACGACGACAGGGGAGUGGCGUGCUUCGUCCCAACUACAACCUGGGCUCGGUACAUGUUUUGUCGUCCGAGACCCCAGAAGAAAAUAAAAUCAUGGCAGAAAGCGUAGAAGACGCGAAUCGUCUCGCGACAACCGCAAGAAUGAUGUAUCCAACCGCUGAAUCCAUUCGUCMAUAUGUAGGCGGAGAUAUUUGUGUCGAAGGAGGGUCGAAACGCCGAUCGUCCGUUGUUGUCAUUCACAACAAUACCUCCGAAAAGUGUAGAGAAAGAGAAGGGAGAGAGAUGAUCCUAGAAAACGUCGAGGAAAUUCGUCUUUGCCAGUACAUCUUGCACGUUUGCAAAGCUCGUCCUGAGAAACCAGAAAAAAUGGACAAUGCUAUCAGCCGUGGCGAUGAAAACACUCCACCGCCUUUAGAUGCAGAGAUGAAUUUUCUGACAGAAUCUGGUAUGAAAGAAAUCAAUGAAACAUUGCACUACAUCCAAAACCAUGUCACCGAUGCAUUUACACGAAAAUCGCGCGCGGACGCACGGGGCAAGACGAGAGAGAACAUUGUCACAUCUUUGCGGGCUGCUCUGCCACCGCUGCCCAAGACAAGGAUCGAGGGCAACCUGAAACUGAUCAAAGAUAUGUUCACACACGCAUACGACAGUUACAUGUAUCACGGAUACCCAGCCGCAGAAGUAAAACCUAUCACUUGUUCGCCAGCUGAUUUCAAGCUCGUCCAGAUUCCUGGAUUGACACUUAUCGAUAGUCUUGAUACGUUGGUUAUCCUCGGGAACUACACAGAAUUUGCAAGGGCUGUGGAACGUUUAAAGUACUUGAACGACAACGUCUAUGACUUAACAGGCUUGCCUACUACCGGGGAGGGUCUUUUCAGUCUCAACCAUAAUGUGAGCGUUUUUGAGACGAACAUUCGAGUUCUUGGUGGGCUUCUGUCUGCGCAUCAGCUUGCUAUAGCUUUUCUUGAAGGCAAAGUCCUACAAAAAGACGUUCGGGCGGAGGACGACACUAUCUUGGUCGGGGGCUAUCUUACAAAGAAAGAAAAUUAUGGUUGUGAUGAAAUAAAAGACACCAAGUGUCAACAUCACGCCGAUCGUCAUUGGGCAUACGAUGGGUUCCUUCUGAAUCUAGCUAAAGAUAUUGGCGACAGGCUGCUUCCAGCAUUCAAAACGAAGACUGGUAUACCGUACGGAACUGUGAACUUACUGAACGGAAUUCCGGAAGGUGAAACACCGAUUGCCUCACUUGCAGGCGGAGGGACUCUUUCACUUGAAAUGGAGCUAUUGAGUCGACUCACUGGCAACAAUGACUAUGGGCGUGCAGCCAAGCUCGCGACAAGAGCACUUUGGAUGCGGCGGUCUCCUAUCGGGCUUCUUGGGAAACACAUUUGCACAAGAGAUGGGUAUUGGGCUGAGACUUUGAGUGGAAUAGGCUCGAAUUCAGAUUCCUUUUACGAAUACUUGAUCAAGCAUCACAUUCUUUUCCCCGAGGAUUCUGAUUUCUGGUUGCAGCUACUAGCGGCGUAUGGCGGACUUCACAACCAGACUCGAAUAGGGGAAUGGUAUGGCGAUGUGGAUAUGUAUAAAGGACGAUCACAAAGUGGUUCACCUCGAAGGGUUCUCGAGGCACUGAUGGCUUUCUAUCCAGGAAUGCAAGUCCUCCUCGGCGAGGUUACACCGGCAGCGAGGACGUUGAAUUCUUUUUUCUUGGCGAGAGAAUAUCUUGGAUUCCUUCCAGAGAGAUUCCAAUUUGGAUCCUGGAGAGUUGAUUACGGUGGAGGAAAACAUCUCUUGCGCCCGGAGCUUUUAGAAAGUGCUUAUUUCUUGCACCGGGCUAGCAAAGGAUUUCAAACUCAAUUCCGUUCUAGCCCUGGUAAUCAUUCAGUAUCAGAUGGGUCUGGAUGGCUCUGGUCUGGUGAUUUUGCUUUGCAUCUAAUUGAAAAACUCACCCGCUCGAAAUGUGGAUAUGGUUCUCCACGAGAAGUAUCACCCGAAACAUCAGGAAAACUAGAAGCUGAUAGAAAUCAAGUCAGGCUAACGAACGAAAUGCCAUCUUAUUUCUUGAGUGAGACGCUGAAGUACUUAUAUCUACUCUUCGACGAGAACAAUAUAUUACACACAGACGAGGAACGCGACUGGGUGUUCACUACUGAAGCACACCCAAUCCACCACGAGCAGCGAGAGCAAUCGGUCACCGACAAACUUGUGAAKCAAAAAGAAGAACUGAAAUUGAGAAUUCGAAGAAGAUUAGAAAAGCGGGAAAAGCGGGUGCAUGAUGUAAACGAAGGCUUGAUCUACGAAAAAUGGACCGCCACAAGUAAAAUUGGAGAUUUUGUGUCUCAAUUGGAACCUUUGAUGGCAAAUGAUAAAGCGACGUAUCGAAGUAGAAGAACAAAAGAGCACUAUGUUUCACAGUUUCCCAACAUAUUCCCGUCCUCAGUUGAACGGCUUUUCUCUCACGAAAAUUCUUGGAGUCCUUUUGAUGUCUUCAAUGAAAGAUUUCAAAUGACAAAUCCUGCCUACUUAACGUUCCAACCACUUGGAAGUCAAUUACAGCUUAUCAGUUCUUGUCCCAACCUGUACAAUAGCAACUUUUUAUGGCUCCGAGCUUUGAACGGCGGCAUUGCUGAUUAUUCUGAUGCUUACAAGUCAAGAACGAUUGAUACUUUUUCAGCUCAUGAAAAUGACAUGAUACAACUUGGUUCCAUUGAUGCUCUUGGUCUUCACGGUGCUGGCGUUCAUAUUGAGCACCUUUAUGAUGCUUUCUUUCGCUGUCCAGUCCGAGACGAGAAAAAGCAAAGCGAUGCCAAGAAGUCCAAUGUAGUGCAAAAUGGAGUACAAAAAGGAACGCUAAGUAACGGUUCAACUCGUUUCGAAAUGGGGAAUGGAAUGGGGAGUUUUGACAUUUCUUCUUUCCCAGGAGGUAGUGGAUUUUAUGUAAAGCACGUCGAGAGUGGAGAGACAUAUAUUACAACAUUGAUUGAAGGGGCAUUGGCUAGCACCAGUGGUCCUUUAAUAUUAGUGUACGCGAAAGAUGCAGAAACUGAUCUGGCAGAUCAGACUACUACUUCGAAAGGGAACAAAAAAUCAUCUCCGACAUCUGAUUUUGGAACUCAUGAUUCUCGAUCUGUUGUCCUGGCGGACAUUCACGGCAAUUCGUAUUCUUGCAGUGUCAAAAUUAUCGAGUCAACACCGAUACGCGACGGAGACACUUGUACUAAUGAUGAAACCGGAGCGAAUGUUUGCGUCUCUGAACCGCACGAGAUUGUAUCGAAAAACGAGCAGAGGAUUGUGCGCGAGUUCCCUUGCUCACCGGCACUCUUUGGCCCAUCCAACAUCGCAAAUCUUGAGAAAAUCAAGAACCUCGAGGUACAUGCGAAACUUCAAGCACCAGACAAUACCGAUUUGUAUGGCUGCGGUCGUUUCUCAAUCAGCUCGUCUUCUCUUGGGAGUGAGAACGAACUGGAUCCAUCUGGAAGCGUUUUAUCGAUAGUUCAUCGAGGAGAUUGCACUUUUCAAGAAAAGGCGUUCAACAAGAAAUUUUCUGAUGGUGCCGAAGGUGUUAUCGUGAUCAAUGGUAAAGAUGGGGACGACCUCUUUGUGAUGUCAGGAGGUGGGUCGAAAGAAUUAGCGAAGUUGGAUACCAUAGACUAUCCAGUGACGGUCCUAUUUACGAAUGAUGACGGGCAAGAGCUCCUUGAUAUGAUGAAAUCACGCGAGAAUGGUGCUGAUUCGGAGCUUAGUGCUAGGAUAUCGAUCGCCCACGAUCGAUUCCAAGAUGAUUCGCAAGCCAACAACAGCGCUAAAAAAGAAAAUCAAGUUUGGCCUCGAGUGAGAGCGAGCUCCGAAUGGCUCGAAAUUUAUUCUAAAUCCGGUUGGGGAAUUCAAGCCGUUCAAAACGUUUUGGACGAUGAAAGUGGCGACGUCGAAAAGGCGCAGCUCUCUUGGCAACUCUAUCUUUUUAGACACAAUGUAGCGGAGGAUAAAACUGAGGAGGAUAACGUGCCAUAAUUUUGAAGAAAAUUGGAGAAUACAGUCAACCUGUAUGGCCAAAUUGACUCAUGGACAUAAAUUGCGCGACAUGAU